Messenger RNA from Aspergillus oryzae RIB40, 357 nucleotides. RefSeq lists its product as uncharacterized. The coding region runs from base 1 to 357 and encodes 118 amino acids. The record is from RefSeq and is a predicted model, not a curated record. The transcript has 2 exons. Lineage: Eukaryota; Fungi; Ascomycota; Eurotiomycetes; Eurotiales; Aspergillaceae.
AUGAACAUACAUGACAUCUCCUUCACAAGCCUUGGCUUAGUGGUACUCGACGAGAUCCGCCUUCCCCAUAAGAACCCACUAACUGAUAUCCUUGGUGGUUCUGGCGCUUACGGCUGGAUGAUUCAUGUUGGAAAUGACUUUCCGAAACCCAUCGAAGACCGAUUGCAAAGCUGGGAUGUGACAUUGGUCAUAGAAAGAGAAUCCGACGAACCUUCAACUAGAGGUCUACUUGAAUACAAAGAUACUACAUUUGGACGUGCGACAUACUUUUCUUCACUAAAAUUGAUUGAACCCCUCCCCUACUGCCGACAGACACUUCUCAUCAUUAACUUAGUAGAUGUUUUGUCUACGACAUAG